UCACUCACUUGCCUCAACUCACGAUCUCUUAUCAUAUACCUUACUCUUAUCAUCUACAAUAUUUUGCUAUUUGAGCUAGCUAGCUUGUGUUGGUGAUCAGGAUCAGAUAUAGUAAACUAGAUAAUGAGUGGUUCUUCUGCUUCAUACAUCCACAUGGUGCAGCACCUGAUAGAAAAGUGUUUAAUUUUCCAAAUGACAAAAGAGGAGUGCAUGGAGGCACUAUCCAAGCAUGCAAACAUAAAGCCCGUAAUCACUGCCACUGUGUGGAAAGAGUUAGAGAAAGAGAACAAAGAGUUCUUCGAGUCAUAUACGCAAUCGCAGAACAAAGAUCGCAUGACAGAUGCAGAAACUAGCGCUAUGAUACAGAAAAUGAUAUCAGAUUCCAAAGAAUCGGACGAAGCAGGUUCUUCCAAGGAAUCAGACAAGGAAUAAUAGUUGCAUAGGAGUUUAUUAUAACCACGCGAAAGCGAUCUAACCUUUGAGUUCUGGUUGGCAUCCAGUGCUGAUUGUCUAAAGCAUUCUCCCUGCUAUCAGUAUAUUUUAAGCUAGUAUAGCAGGUUUAUCUGUCUUAUUUUCUAAGUUACUAAUAUUACUUCUAUUUAUGAA
Lycium barbarum (goji berry) is the source of this 606-nucleotide messenger RNA. RefSeq lists its product as uncharacterized. The transcript is spliced from 3 exons. Lineage: Eukaryota; Viridiplantae; Streptophyta; Magnoliopsida; Solanales; Solanaceae. The record is from RefSeq and is a predicted model, not a curated record. The coding region runs from base 124 to 432 and encodes 102 amino acids.